UUUUAUCUCUAUUUUCACCUUCCUAAUCCUUAUACUACUGCUUCCCGUUCCCAACCGUUUAAGCUAACUCCCAGCGCUUGGUCUGAGGAUUGCGGGGAUGGAGCCAAAGGACUUCACCGGCGGCAAGGUUUCCGGCAGAAGAAGAGGCGGCUGGAUCAGCUGCUUCUUCAUUGCAGGGGCAAUGAUAGGAUUCCAACUCUCCAAUGGAGGCUGGAUGUCGAACUUGAUUGUGUAUCUGACGGAGGAAUUCAAUGUGAAGAGCAUAGAUGCAGCUCAGCUUUCAAGUAUUAUCAGUGCUUUGGCCUUUCUUACUCCGGUGAUCGGGGCAAUCAUCGCUGACUCCUUAUUCAGCUGCUUCUCCGUCAUUUUCGCCUGUUCCCUCAUCUCGUUGCUGGGAACUGUUCUUUUAUUCUUAACAGCAACUGUCAAUUCCUUGAAACCCCAAUCCUGUGAAGUUGGAUGGAUGCCAUGCAAACCUCCAUCAGGAAUCCAGUUUGCAGUUCUGUAUGGAGGAAUUGUUCUUGGAGCUGUGGGGUUCGGUGGGUUAAAUUCAGUUAUAGCAACUUUUGGAGCAGCCCAACUAGAGGAGGGGCAUGACAGGGGAUCUUUCUUUAGUUGGUUUUUUUUCAUUUUGUGCAGUUCUUCGGUUAUAAGUGGCACUGCCAUUGUCUAUAUUGAGGAUAACGUGGGUUGGGGAUGGGGUUUUGGCAUAUGCGUGGCAACCCAUUUGAUUGGUUUGGCCAUAUUCUUGUCAAGAACCCAAUACUACCAUCAGAUUAGGCCACAAGGGAGUCCGUUUGCUAGCUUGGCUCAUGUUAUUGUUGCAUCAAUUCGCAAGUGGAAUGUCAGGAUAUCUUCAAAAGGGGAGGAUUACUACCAUGGGGGUGAUGACGAAGCUCUGAAUUUGUUGCCAUCAACACCUUCAACAGAAUUCCGGUGCUUGAACCGUGCAGCGCUCAAGACUGAAGGUGACACCAAACCUGAUGGCUCAAUUGCCAAACCUUGGAGGUUAAGCACAGUGCAACAAGUGGAAGACCUCAAAACUCUGAUUAGAAUUUUCCCACUGUGGACAACUGGUCUUUUCCUAUGCAUCCCAAUAGCAGUCCAAAUGGGCUUGACGAUCCUCCAAGUCCUAACAAUGGACCGCCACCUCGGCCCCAAUUUCAUAAUACCAGCGGGGUCCUUCACAGUCCUUUCCUACAUUUCUAUCACCAUUUUCCUGCCCAUUGUCCAGAAAAUCGUUACUCCCCUCUGGGAAAAACUGAGCCACCGGCAUCCACCAAGCCUCCAACGAGUUGGAGUAGGGCACUUGCUCACCGCGGCUAGCAUGGCAGUGGCUGCCCUGGUUGAAUCAAGGCGGCUGAGUAUAGCCCAUUCCCUACACUUGGAAGACAAACCCAACUCCAUUGUCCCCAUGUCUGCCUGGUGGCUUGUCCCGCAGGUGGCCCUGGUUGGCUUUGGACAAGCUUUCCAUUACCCUGGACUGGUUGAAUUUUACUUCCAAGAAUUCCCGGCAUCUCUGAAAAGCACAGCAACAGCAAUGAACUCGGUAACUAUCGCGAUUUCAUACUACUUGACCUCAGCUUUGCUGGAUGUGUUUAAGAAGAGUACACCUUGGUUGCCGGAUGAUAUUAACAUGGGAAGGCUAGACAUUGUGUACUGGAUAAUGGCUGUGACUGCAGUGGUAAACUUUGGCUACUAUCUUACAUGUUCCAUGCUAUACAAGUAUCGGAAUCUGCAGAGGAAUGAUGGCCAUCCAGAAGCAGAGUAAGAAGAUGACAGGUGAUUCUGGCGCUACCAAGUAAUCGACAUGGAAUAAUAGGGAGGCAAGACACAUACACUGCCUUAGUUUCGUUCUUAUGCCUGUAAACGGAAACUAAUUGCCUUGAAUAAUUAUAUUAUCUCCCUUUCCUUUCCCCCAUAGCUUGGCAUGUUUCAAUUUUUGUACAUAAUCGGUCCGAACCCAAAUUAAAAGGAAAAAAAAAAAGAAGGGAAAUUUAUGUUAGAUAGCCAAUAACUAUAGUAAAAGUUGUGGGAUCAAAUAACAUGACCCCACUUAAUAUAAUAAAUGCUUUAUAUAUGUUCUUGUA
Diospyros lotus (date-plum) is the source of this 2090-nucleotide messenger RNA. Its product is annotated as protein NRT1/ PTR FAMILY 2.6-like. Gene Ontology annotation, molecular function: transmembrane transporter activity. The transcript has 4 exons. The record is from RefSeq and is a predicted model, not a curated record. Lineage: Eukaryota; Viridiplantae; Streptophyta; Magnoliopsida; Ericales; Ebenaceae. Gene Ontology annotation, biological process: transmembrane transport. Bases 98 to 1771 code for a protein of 557 amino acids. Gene Ontology annotation, cellular component: plasma membrane.